This is a messenger RNA of Lycium barbarum (goji berry), 843 nucleotides long. RefSeq lists its product as uncharacterized. NCBI's taxonomy places the organism in Eukaryota, Viridiplantae, Streptophyta, Magnoliopsida, Solanales, Solanaceae. The transcript has 2 exons. Bases 1 to 843 code for a protein of 280 amino acids. The record is from RefSeq and is a predicted model, not a curated record.
AUGAAGGAGUUUUCUGAUUUCAUUGAAGACAUGAAUCUAAUAGACCUACAACUACAGGAUGCAACUUACACUUGGUUUAAAGGAUAUAAUCAAGAGAUAGCUUCUAGAAUUGAUAGGAUCUUAAUCUCAGAAGAAUUUGAUGACAGCUUUAGCAACUUGAAGCAGUUCCCCCUUCAAAGAUUGAUAUCAGAUCACAUUCCAGUUGCUUUACAAAGGGGCAAACCAGAUUACAUACUAGCAUGUAAACUAAAAGCUCUAAAAUCUAAGCUCAAGAUUUGGAGUAGAAGUGAGAGUGGAAAUUUGGGUUCCCAAAGAAGAAGUUUGCUAGGGCAAAUGGCUCAAUUAGAUGCAGUACUAGAAGAAAGAGUGUCGACAGAAGAGGAAUCAGUCAAGAAGGAAACAUUGCUUGUGGAGUAUGAGGAGUUGAUCAAGAAUGAAGAAAUAACAUGCAGACAGAAAUCAAGGUCUUUUUGGUUAAAAGAAGGGGACAAGAACACUAAGUUCUUUCAUAAAAUGGCAAAUGCACACAAAAGAUAUAACAAUAUUGACCAGCUUGUGAUUCAGGAAGAAACAAUUGAGGAGCCAGCUAGAAUUGAAGAAGAGAUCAUAGACUUCUAUCAAAAGCUACAUACAGAGAACACAUAUUGGAGGCCUGCUUGUAAUUUCACAAAUUGUCCUAUAAUAACAGAGGAGGAAACGGAGGUUCUACAGGGCAGAUUUAAAGAAAGUGAGAGAAUGAAAGGUGUGAUUGAAAAACUUGUGGACUCUCAGCAGAUGGCUUUCAUUAAAGGUAGACAAAUCAUGGAUGCUGUCUUGGUUGCUAGAUGUUGUCCUGGUUGCUAA